Molecule: messenger RNA, 3569 nt
Organism: Heteronotia binoei (common prickly gecko)
Lineage: Eukaryota; Metazoa; Chordata; Lepidosauria; Squamata; Gekkonidae
Gene: APP
Product: amyloid beta precursor protein
Exons: 17
Coding region: 200-2452 (750 amino acids)
Biological process (GO): axonogenesis; central nervous system development
Cellular component (GO): membrane raft; plasma membrane; early endosome
Molecular function (GO): signaling receptor binding; serine-type endopeptidase inhibitor activity; signaling receptor activator activity
Source: RefSeq, a predicted model, not a curated record
CUACCGCCGUCCCUGCUUUGGGUAGGCUGGAAUAUCAGCUGACUCGCCCUCUUCUCCUCGGCGCUCGGCUGGUGCCGCUGCUGCAGCUCAGUUCCGUUCCCAAGCCGCGCAAGAGGAGGGGGACACCAAGGAGCCUGGGGGGGAUUUACAGCUGGAGCCCAGAGCCUCACUGCUUCCCCAGCCCCGCACCUUCCCCGGGAUGCUGCCGCAUUUAGGCUGGUUGCUGCUCGUGGCCUCCUGGAGUGCUGGGGCUUUGGAGGUUCCAACUGAUGGAAAUGCUGGACUACUGGCAGAGCCUCAAGUGGCUAUGUUUUGUGGCAAACUGAAUAUGCAUAUGAAUGUUCAGAAUGGAAAAUGGGAAUCUGACCCGUCUGGUACCAAGACUUGUAUUGGGACGAAAGAAGGGAUUUUGCAGUAUUGCCAGCAAGUAUACCCUGAACUGCAAAUUACAAAUGUUGUAGAAGCAAACCAACCUGUAACGAUACAGAACUGGUGCAAGCGAGGACGGAAGCAAUGCAAAAGUCAUCCUCAUAUUGUAGUUCCUUACAGGUGUUUAGUGGGAGAGUUUGUGAGUGAUGCUUUGCUCGUGCCGGAUAAGUGCAAGUUCCUUCACCAAGAGAGGAUGGAUAUAUGUGAAACCCAUCUGCACUGGCACACAGUUGCUAAGGAGUCUUGUAGUGAAAAAAGUAUGAAUCUUCAUGACUAUGGUAUGCUGUUACCCUGUGGAAUUGACAAGUUCCGUGGUGUAGAGUUUGUGUGCUGCCCUGUAGCGGAUGAGAAUGACAAUGCAGACUCUGCUGAUGCCGAAGAAGACGACUCUGAUGUUUGGUGGGGUGGUGCAGAUGCAGACUAUGCAGAUGGCAGUUAUGGCAAGGUAGCGGAAGAGCAGCUAACAGAGGAAGAGGAGGCUGCAGAUGUUGAAUAUGAAGUAACUGAUGAUGAUGGCUAUGAUGGCAAUGAGGAUGAUGAAGAUGCCCAGGAGAAAUACCAAAAAGCCACGGAAAGAACAACUAGUAUUGCUACCACCACCACUACAACAACAGAGUCUGUGGAAGAGGUUGUACGAGAGGUGUGCUCUGAACAAGCUGAGACUGGUCCUUGCCGAGCAAUGAUCUCCCGGUGGUACUUUGAUGUGACUGAAGGAAAAUGUGCACCAUUCUUUUACGGCGGAUGUGGUGGAAACCGAAACAACUUUGACACUGAGGAAUACUGCAUGGCAGUCUGUGGCAGCGUCAUUCCCACCACAGCUCCCAGCACUCCUGAUGCCGUUGACAAAUACUUGGAGACACCUGGUGAUGAGAAUGAGCAUUCCCAUUUCCUAAAAGCAAAAGAAAUGCUUGAAGCCAAACACCGUGAAAGGAUGUCUCAGGUCAUGAGGGAAUGGGAGGAAGCAGAACAUCAAGCAAAGAAUUUACCAAAGGCUGAUAAAAAGGCUGUCAUUCAGCAUUUCCAAGAGAAAGUAGAAUCACUAGAGCAACAAGCUGCAAAUGAGAGACAGCAGCUAGUGGAGACACACAUGGCACGAGUUGAAGCCAUGCUCAAUGACCGUCGGCGUGUUGCUCUAGAAAACUAUGUCACAGCCCUGCAGUCUGUUCCUCCCAGGCCUCGGCAUGUGUUUAACAUGCUAAAGAAAUAUGUCCGUGCUGAGCAAAAAGACAGGCAGCACACAAUCAAACAUUUUGAGCAUGUCCGGAUGGUGGAUCCAAAGAAAGCUGCCCAAAUUAGAUCUCAGGUUAUGACACACCUACGUGUGAUAUAUGAGCGCAUGAACCAGUCUCUUUCUCUCCUCUACAAAGUGCCAGCCAUUGCUGAAGAAAUCCAAGAUGAUGUUGAUGAACUGCUUCAGAGAGAGCAAAACUACUCUGAUGAUGUUUUGGCAAAUAUGAUCAGUGAGCCUAGGAUCAGCUAUGGAAAUGAUGCCCUGAUGCCUUCAUUGACAGAAAGCAAAACAACUGUUGAACUUCCAGUUGAUGGAGAAUUUGGUCUAGAUCUUCAGCCUUGGCAUCCUUUUGCAGUUGAUUCUGUCCCAGCCAAUACUGAAAAUGAAGUUGAGCCAGUUGAUGCCCGACCAGCUGCAGACAGAGGACUCACCACACGACCAGGCUCUGGACUAACAAAUCUUAAAACAGAAGAAAUCUCAGAAGUAAAGAUGGAUGCAGAAUUUAGACAUGACUCAGGAUACGAAGUACAUCAUCAGAAACUGGUAUUCUUUGCUGAAGAUGUAGGGUCGAACAAAGGAGCCAUCAUUGGACUAAUGGUGGGAGGUGUUGUCAUCGCAACAGUGAUUGUAAUUACUUUGGUGAUGCUAAAGAAGAAACAGUAUACAUCAAUUCAUCAUGGUGUAGUGGAGGUGGAUGCUGCAGUGACACCAGAGGAACGCCACCUUUCUAAGAUGCAGCAAAAUGGAUAUGAAAAUCCAACCUACAAGUUCUUUGAACAGAUGCAAAACUAGAACACCACAGCAGCCUCAUGAGUUGGACAGCAAAAUGAUUGCUUCACUGCCCAUUGGUGUUCAAUUAUAGAAAAUUGUGGAAACAAACAAAAAUGAAAAAAACCAGUUUUAUUAUUUACUCAUCGCCUUUUGACAGCUGUGCUGUAACACAAGUAGAUGCCUGAACUUGAAUUAUAAAAUCAGUAAUGUAUUCUCUCUUUACAUUUCAUUCUUUAAACUACAUUAUUAAUGAAUGUUUUUGUGUACUGUAAAGUUUAGCUGUACUUAACUAGUGCAUGAAUAGAUUAUUUCCCAAUUAUUUAUCAUAUAGCUCCUUUAGCCAGUUGUAUAUUAUUCUUGUGAUUUGUGAUGAAAAAAAUAAGUCCUAAUUGAAAUAUGCUUUAAGAAUUGAUGGGGGAUGCUUUCUGUGUAUGUGGGGUUGAGCUGCUUCUCUUUGCUGAUUUUUUUCCUUUUUCUGAUCACUAUGCAUUUUAAAGUCAAGAUGACUUUUUUUUAGAAAAGUAUUCCAGACGAGUUGAAAUUAUUUUCCUCUGCAUUUUAUUGUACAGAUUGUUGCUUCUGCUGUACUAGUGAUGUAGAAAUCAUGGGAAUACAUGUUUGUUUCUUUGUGCCUGUUUUAUGUGCACACCUUAGGCAUUAAGGGGGUAAACUUUUUUCUUGUACCUUUCCAUCUUAAAAAAAGAAUCCCUGUUAAUUGUAAGCACUUUUAUAGGGGGGUGGGAAAAAGUGCCUGCUGGUUGAAAAAUUAAUGGGGAUCCUACAAACGUUUCUGCAGGAUGAUUGUACAGAAUCAUUGCUUAUGAAUUGAUAGCUUUCUACACUGUGUUACAUAAAUAAAUUACAGAUAAAACCAUCGGGCAAGUGUUUUAUUUGAAUGGAGAAAUAAGUAUUUUGGGGGUGUCUUUAAUAGUAACCUUUGAAUUUCACACUUAGGGCUUGGGUUAGGGUGUUUCCCCCCCAAAAUAGACAUGAAUAAUAGAAUUCCCAUUUUGAAUGUAGUAGAACAAAAUGGCAGUGGGUGAGAGGGGUGUUUGCUUGGGCAUGCCUUCCCCUCUACAAUGUCUUUUUUCAGUUUGUAUAAUAGUGUUUUAAUGUAAAUAAAUACAUUCCUGGAGGA